Nomascus leucogenys (northern white-cheeked gibbon) is the source of this 2367-nucleotide messenger RNA. RefSeq names its product left-right determination factor 1. Gene Ontology annotation, molecular function: cytokine activity; growth factor activity; transforming growth factor beta receptor binding. Gene Ontology annotation, biological process: SMAD protein signal transduction; BMP signaling pathway. Gene Ontology annotation, cellular component: extracellular region. The record is from RefSeq and is a predicted model, not a curated record. Lineage: Eukaryota; Metazoa; Chordata; Mammalia; Primates; Hylobatidae.
ACUGCGCCAUUGCACUCCAGCCUGGGCAACAAGAAUGAAACUCUGUCUCAAAGGAAAAAAAAAAUUGGGGGAGAAGGUAGCCUGGAUAUUCCUUUCAACUCUAAACUCUAAUUCUGUGAACAGCAGAGAUGAGGGAGAGGAUGAGGCUCCUUCCUUUUUGGACAAAACCCCAUUGGAACUAAAUGCUCCUAGGCUCCCUUGCCUAAGAAGGUCAACCCAGAACAGUGGGAAAUCUGGUUUCACAACUGGGGACCACCAGCUCAGGAUCUCAUGAGGCCCCAGGACCCUCUGAGCACGGGCCCAGAUGCUCAUCCCUGCAGACUGGAUUGGCCCUUAGAGAGCCCUGGCGUUGCCUGAGGCGUUCUGGUUCCUGUCGAUUGUUUGGUUGCAGCAAGGAACAAGACUCUAGGUCCACUUACCAGCAGCUGGGGGAACUGAGCCUCUUACAGAGAAUGAGAGCCCCACCUCUACUCUAGGAAAUGAGCUUUUUAAUUUAACUGGUAAGGCCUCAACCCACACCAGGGGUUCAUGACCAUUGUACAGAUAGCUGUAGCCAGCUGUUCACAGUCCAGACAGACUUGCCCUAUCUAGACAGCCCCCUCCUCCCAGCUCAGGGACCUGUCUGGCUGUGAGCUCCCAGGAGGUCUCAGGGGUGUGACCUCCCUCCCUCCUUCCCUCCCUACUCCCUACCUCCUCCCUCCACCCCAGGCUAUAAAGCUGCCCAGGCUUGGCUCUCAGCACAUCCAGCUGCCUGAGACCCUCCUGCAGCCUUCUCAAGGGACAGCCCCACUCUGCCUCCUGCUCCUCCAGGACAGCACCAUGCGGCCCCUGUGGCUCUGCUGGGCACUCUGGGUGCUGCCCCUGGCCGGCCCCGGGGUGGCCCUGACCGGGGAGCAGCUCCUGGGCAGCCUGCUGCGGCAGCUGCAGCUCAGAGAGGCGCCUACCCUGGACAGGGCCGACAUGGAAGAACUGGUCAUCCCCACCCACGUGAGGGCCCAAUACGUGGCCCUGCUGCAGCGCAGCCACGGGGACCGCUCCCGCGGAAAGAGGUUCAGCCAGAGCUUCCGAGAGGUGGCCGGCAGGUUCCUGGCGUCAGAGGCCAGCACGCACCUGCUGGUGUUCAGCAUGGAGCAGCGGCUGCCGCCCAAUAGCGAGCUGGUGCAGGCCGUGCUGCGGCUCUUCCAGGAGCCAGUCCCCAAGGCCGCGCUGCACAGGCACGGGCGGCUGUCCCCGCGCAGCGCCCGGGCCCGGGUGACCGUCGAGUGGUUGCGCGUCCGCGACGACGGCUCCAACCGCACCUCCCUCAUCGACUCCAGGCUGGUGUCCGUCCACGAGAGCGGCUGGAAGGCCUUCGACGUGACCGAGGCCGUGAACUUCUGGCAGCAGCUGAGCCGGCCCCGACAGCCGCUGCUGCUACAGGUGUCGGUGCAGAGGGAGCAUCUGGGCCCGCUGGCGUCAGGCGCCCACAAGCUGGUCCGGUUUGCCUCGCAGGGGGCGCCGGUCGGGCUUGGGGAGCCCCAGCUGGAGCUGCACACCCUGGACCUUGGGGACUAUGGAGCUCAGGGUGACUGUGACCCUGAAGCACCCAUGACUGAGGGCACCCGCUGCUGCCGCCAGGAGAUGUAUAUUGACCUGCAGGGCAUGAAGUGGGCUGAGAACUGGGUGCUGGAGCCCCCGGGCUUCCUGGCUUAUGAGUGUGUGGGCACCUGCCAGCAGCCCCCAGCAGCCCUGGCCUUCAAGUGGCCGUUUCUGGGGCCUCGACAGUGCGUCGCCUCAGAGACUGCCUCACUGCCCAUGAUCGUCAGCAUCAAGGAGGGAGGCAAGACCAGGCCCCAGGUGGUCAGCCUGCCUAACAUGAGGGUGCAGAAGUGCAGCUGUGCCUCGGAUGGGGCACUCGUGCCAAGGAGCUCCAGCCGUAGGCGCCUAGUGUAGCCACCGAAGGACUUGACUUGUGUGUGUUUCUGAAGUGUUCUAGGGUACCAGGAGAGCUAGCAAUGACUGAACUGCUGAUUGACAAGUGCUCUGUGCUCUCUAGUGAGCCCUGAAUUUGCUUCCUCUGACAAGUUACCUCACCUAAUUUUUGCUUCUCAGGAAUGAGAAUCCUUGGCCACUGGAAAGCCCUUGCUCAGUUUUCUCUAUUCUUAUUAUUCACUGCACUAUAUUCUAAGCACUUACAUGUGGAGAUACUGUAACCUGAGGGCAGAAACCCCAAUGUGUCAUUGUUUACUUGUCCUGUCACUGGAUCUGGGCUAAACUCCUCCACCACCACUCUGGACCUAAGACCUGGGGUUAAGUGUGGGUUGUGCAUCCCCAAUCCAGAUAAUAAAGACUUUGUAAAACAUGAAUAAAACACAUUUUAUUCUGUAA